Peronospora belbahrii is the source of this 1038-nucleotide messenger RNA. NCBI's taxonomy places the organism in Eukaryota, Oomycota, Peronosporomycetes, Peronosporales, Peronosporaceae. The record is from the annotation of a GenBank genome assembly.
AUGGCUCGUGAAAAAGGCGCCUCCUCUCACACCGAUCGUCAUCAAUCGACAAGUAUGCGCCGCCUCGCAGAAGUGACUACGCCGUUCGAUCGGCAUCUUGUAGAUGUGUAUGCAGGACGUACACUGGAUGGUCUUGCAUUUUUUAAAGAACAUGGCUACUUUGAUGUGAGCGAUACUGCCAACACGGUGCAAAUGUUUCGCGAGAACGUCGGCUUGAACGAGUUCUGGGACGAUCGUGAAAGUCUCGAUCGACUUGAUUCGUUCGAACGAGCAACGGUAUAUCCCUUUGGUUUAAAAAGUAAAGUGCCAAGCAGUCGUAUACGCAGUGCAUUACAUCGGACCAAUUCUGGACGGUGUGCACAGUUAGACGUGAAUGGGUUCUCGAUGACAGAGGACGACCUGCUGGAGAUGGAGCGCGAGGAUCGUCUCAAGGUGAAGAGUUUAGAGCUAGAUGAAGAUGACGAAGCAGAGUUGGAGAACGAAGUGGUCUGUAUGAAGAAGGCAAUUGAGGUGAUUCGCGUAGAGAAACACUAUAUUCAACAAGUGCUUACUCGGGCGCUUACUCGGAAAGACUCUGACAGCGUCUCAGUAGUUCCUAUAAGCGACCGAUACACUACACCUGACUUUAUCGACCUAUUGCCCAUUCCAUCUCAAGUUGCUCAUUUAGAUCUCCCACCUUAUUGCGGUAAUCUAUUUGUGCUUCGUGAAUCCAUCGCGCUACUUUGUCGCAGCUGGAGCAAGCGUUGGUGUAUACUAGACUUUCAGUCCUUUAAAGUUACUCUAUACAAGCGAAGCUAUUGGCAGAGUCGUCGAGGAGAGCUGGAUUUACGCUUAGGAACAAAGAUUGUUAUGAUGGGACGUUGUGCCUUUUGCGUUGAAUUCCUAGGUGGACCCAUGCUGUUUAUAAGGGCAAGAAACGAAAAAGCGGCCGUAAUUUGGGUGCAGCUAAUGCACUUUGCCAUGCAAACGGUACAGGGCAACACGAUUGAAUGUGAUGAGACUUUUUACUCGAAGAAUGGCUUGAAGAUGCGAAGAUGA